Molecule: messenger RNA, 1372 nt
Organism: Phlebotomus argentipes
Lineage: Eukaryota; Metazoa; Arthropoda; Insecta; Diptera; Psychodidae
Exons: 1
Coding region: 236-1372 (378 amino acids)
Source: RefSeq, a predicted model, not a curated record
AGACUCUCAUACUGAAACGUCACUGGAUUAUUCUGACAGUUCAAUCGCUGCGCGACGCGCUUAUAAACAUUGAGAUUUCUCUUCAAAGGAUUCUCUCAAAAAUACUAGCGUAUCCUUGGAAACAAACGUGAAACUUGGAAAAGCAGUUCUCAGCUGUUGAGGAAGAUUAUUACACAUAAAGCCUUGGGGGAAGAGACAGUGGUUUAACUGGACGCUACUUCUUCUGGAGGCCCGAAUGGGGGGUGAUUUGAAGUCUUUCGCCCUGAAGCAGAGGGUGUUUCUGGUGAAGAACUACUACCAGUACAUGGGAGACUACCUGUGCGUGAAGACAAAAUAUGAGGAUCACUACAAAGACAGCCUGGAGUGUCCUGCAUUCUCCUAUGACAUCCUCAUGGAGAUCAUCAAUAUGUUCGAGAGGACAGGAAGCGUCAUCAAAACAGAGAGUUUUGGCGAGACAACUAUUCAAAGCCGACCAAUUGAGAGUGUCUUCCUGAGAGAAGAGGAUCCGGUGUCAACUGUGGGUGUGAAGGUGGAAGAUCAGAAGAAACAGGUCAUCUUCGAGGUGAUCGAUGCAAAUGAUAUGCUCUGGGAGUCAACAGCUGAAGAGUAUUCAGACCUCGAGUCAGACGAUGAGAAGCAGAAAUCCGCCAAGAGCAGUCAAUUGGAGCCUCUGCAUAAGCGUGUUUGCCACCCAUGCGAAAGAGUGUUCCGCAAAAUUGAGGAACUGGAGAAGCACAAUUCGGCAGUGCAUCGACAGAAGGCCACAACGAAGCCAACUCCUGCCAAAAGGAAGUGUCCAGCCUCGUCCCAGCAAGAUGUUGCCACUGUGAUGCUGCAUCCCUUGUACGACAACAAAUUCAGUGACAUUCUGCGGAAGCUGGAUCGGCUGUUGUGUAUUCAGAAGCGUCAGUCAGCGAGCAGCUCGCCCAGCACGCCCUGGACGUCCACCGCGCUCUACACGAGCAUCGAGGACGAAAUGGAUCUCAGAUUCCCCAUAAUGACCAAGGAGCAGCUGGCCACGUACAACAGCCGAUUGGCUGAUGCGAGCUACAAACAGAGCUUCAUCCAGGAGCUGAGCAAGGUGUGCGGAGUCUCCGGCACGGCGGACGGAACAAAAGUCGCUUACAGACUGUCGGAGCACAUGUUCGAUCGCGCGCUCCUCACUCAGUUUACCUGGACAGGGAAGAACAUGAACAAUAAAUUAAGCACCUCGGGGAAGGAGGCCUUCAGUCAGUACACACACUUCGUCGAUACCUACGCGGAGAUCGUCAGGCUGGCGGACAAUCAGUACAGCAACAUGGACAAUGAGAAAUUCUUCAAGGUAAAGCUCCUCAAGUAUGCAGGAUUUCGAUUGAAGCAAAAGCCUCGCUGA